AUGGGGCAGAGUAAAGGCCCUGGGUCUAACCACACGCUCAGGAAAUGUGCUUCCCGUCAAGUCCUAGUCCCAGCUGUCGUCCUAGCUGCAGUCACAGUUUUUAUGUUGAUCACCAUCGUCACUAUCGCUGCGUUAGCAGAACUUUUAAGAGCUCCCAGGGGUUUAAGCUUGGAUCUGAGGGAUUCUCUUCCCUCAUUCACUCAGACACAGAAUCAGGCUGAGGGGAACAGCAUCUCUGACCCUGUGUUACUUGUCUCACUUUCAGUGGAAAAAUCCAAACCACCUGUGGCUGCUCCGGGCCCCCCUGCGGUGCCCUGCUGCCCGGAGGACUGGAUCGGGUACCGAGGGAAAUGCUAUUAUUUCUCAGAGACUGACGGGAACUGGACCUACAGCCAGAGCCACUGCUCUGCACUCAACGCCUCCCUGGCUGCGAUCGACAGUGAGCAGGAAAAGGAUUUCCUGCUGCGCUAUAAGGGCUUCCUCGACCGUUGGAUCGGCCUCCAGAGGGAGCCAGGCCAGCCCUGGAGAUGGCCCAAUGGCACCGAAUUCGACAACCGGUUUCCGAUAAGGGGAGGUGGCAACUGUGUUUUUCUGAUUGAUGAGGAUUGGUUCGGCAGCUCGCGGUGCAGCACAUGGAGACGCUGGAUCUGCAGCAAACACAAUCCCUAUACGAUGGGGAAGAAACGUGCUGUGGAGUUAAAACUUUGAGACUCUUAGGAACUAGGCCUGGAAAAGCUUUAUUAGAGAGACACCUUCCACUACCUGUAGAUGAAGGAAGCUGGGUCUUUAUUCCUUACAGCCUCUCUCCAGGGCUUCCCUAGUUUUUAUUCACCCAUUGGAAGAGGGCGGGGGGGGAAGCAGAAAAGCUUUUCCAACUCUCAACUUUGAAUGAACCAUUCACUGAACUGAACUUGUUGAAUAAAUUGACAAGAAGAAAAUAUUCUCUCUACACCUGCAGAAGAGGCGACUGUUCUUCAAAAGCUGG
Molecule: messenger RNA, 985 nt
Organism: Terrapene triunguis (Three-toed box turtle)
Lineage: Eukaryota; Metazoa; Chordata; Testudines; Emydidae
Product: C-type lectin domain family 2 member E-like
Exons: 5
Coding region: 1-708 (235 amino acids)
Source: RefSeq, a predicted model, not a curated record